Linum tenue is the source of this 1329-nucleotide messenger RNA. The record is from the annotation of a GenBank genome assembly. Lineage: Eukaryota; Viridiplantae; Streptophyta; Magnoliopsida; Malpighiales; Linaceae.
AUGGCACCGCCUCCUGACAAUCGCACAAACGAUUCCACCACCAACGCCGUCGCCCCUCCUCCACCCGGCGCCGCCGACGACCAGCUGCAGUCAAUUCUGCGCUCCGCCCGGCCCUUCCUCCGCGGCGAGCUCGAAUCGGUGGACGAAAACCUGCCCCGACUCGUCGCCGUCCUCCGCUCCGUCGGCGCAGGGGAGUGCUGGCACAAGCACGGCAGCUUCCUCGACCACCUCCUCGACAUCUACCGCAUCCUCAAGCUCUGGGGAGCUCCGGAAGCCGUCUGCCUCUGCGGCCUCUUCCACUCCGCCUACUCCAACUCCUACGUCAACCUCGCCAUCUUCGACCCUUCCACCGCCCGCGACGUCGUCAGGGCGCACGUCGGCGACGCCGCGGAGGACCUGAUCCACCUCUUCUGCGUCGUCCCCCGGCAGUCCCUGAUCCACGACGACCUCCUGUUCAGGUACCCCGACGACGCGGAGCUCCGCCGCCAUCUCUCCGAUUCCGAGGCUACCGUGAGGAAGGCGAAGGAGGAGAAGGGGGAACUCGACGCAGGGGAGGCGUGGAGGGUGAAAUUGAACUCGAUUUUGCCGAGGGAAGGGGUGAAGGUGAGGCACAUCAAGACAGGGGAGGAGAUUUUGGUGUCGAGGAGAGUUGUAGCGGUGUUUUUGCUGAUGACGAUGGCCGAUUUCAGCGAUCAGUUGUUUGGAUUUCAGGAUGCUCUGUUCGAGAACUCCGACGGGAGGCUGGAGUUCGCCGGCAACAAUUUCGGAGCUCUGUGGCCGGGCGACGGGAAGCCGGGACUGUGGAUCAAUUCGAUCUCGAGGAUGGGCGCUGUUUACUCGCUGAUUGCGAGGGAAGAGGAGAUUGUUGAGAGGGAAUUGGGAAUUAGGGUUGAUGCGGCGGAGAUGGAGAUGGAGCUGGAGCUGGUGGUGCCGCCGGUGUUAAAGGGAUGUACAGAGAUUGUGGACGCGACGGAGCAGAUGGAGGCGAGGGAGCUGUACUGGGAGGCGGUCGCCGGGAUAGGAUCGAGAUCGGAGUUGGAUUUGGAGGCGGCGGAGGAGCUGCUGGUGAGGAGCGUGGAGAAGAAUGCGGUGGUGGGGGAGCCGCGCGUGGUGCUAGCGCAGGUUUAUCUGAGUAAAGGAAGGUUCGAGGAGGCGGAGAGGGAGGCGGCGGUUGGGUUGAGGCUGAUUUUGGAGUGGGGGAGCGCGUGGGAUAAACGGAUGUCCUGGGAAGGUUGGGUAUCUUGGGCCAGAGUUCUGCUCAUGAAAGCCGAAGAGAAGUCCUGGCCCAAUACUUCUUGGGGCAUACUUAAUUUGGGCCUCGUCAGGUAA